CUUUUUUUAACUUAAAAAUAUAAUUAUAAUAGUGUCAACUGUUGCGCCAAUACUGCGCUUUAGCAGCUGAUAGCACAGUGAAGGGAGUAAACAUCACAUUGGCGACGAGGAGUGUAAACUCACUAAAGUUAUUCUGUCAUGGCUGGAUCUGUUGGACGGCUCGGACCUUUCAAUCCUGGGCAGAGUCGAUUUCUACUUUAUUGCAAAUGACAUUACGGGAGCGGACAAAAAGCGGGCUACCUUCUUAAGUUUGAUAGGAGCCGACACAUAUAAAACGUUUGAGAUGUCUGCUAGUCCCUGAAGCGCCAACAGACAAGUCAUAUGAAGAGUUGAAGAAGUUGGAGGAUCAUUUUGCACCUAAGAGGUCACAAAUAUAUUCGUUCGGAAUUUUACAGAUGUAUUCGUAAGCCUCACAUGUCAGUUGCUGAGUGCAUGUCUCGAUUUAUAAUAAGGUCACUUGCUAAAGACUGUGGCUUUGGUGCCCAGCUAGAUGUAAUGCUAAGGGAUCGACUGAUAUGCGGUAUCAAUGAUGCAGCUAUCCAGAAGCGACUAUUGUCAGAGGGUGACGAUCUCACACUCAAGGAUGCUCUGCAGCAUGCCAUGUCCCUGGAGCUAGCAAUGAAAGAUUUGAAAGAGUUGCAUUCGAAUGGUUUAGACCCUGUGCACUCUACUAGAGCAGGAGGAGAAGGUAGACAUCCGAAGCCUCACAAUCAUAAUGGCCAACAUCACACAGCUGGUGUUGGUGGUAAGCGUAACUGCUACAGAUGUGGACAGUCAGGACAUGCUCCUGAUAAGUGUCGAUACAAGACUGCUACCUGUUUUAACUGUAAUAAAACUGGACAUAUCAGUUCUGUUUGCCGUAGCAACCCAAGACGUUCUACCCCUUCAUGCCCGAGCGAUUAUAAGACGACCGAUCGUCCUGUACACGAUAUUCACACUAGUGAUACUACCGAUACUCGCGAUGAGUACUCUUUCACGGUCAGAACGGGUCAUACGGAUCCCAUUAUCGUUGAUGUCCUCAUGGAUAAUGUUUCAGUCAAGAUGGAGCUAGACACUGGCUCAUCUGUUUCCAUCAUGUCAUUGGAGACAUUUCGUUCACACUUUCCUUUCAAAGUUUUAGAAGAGUCAUCACUGAACACAUUUAAGGACCUAUUCAGGAGAGUUGUUAACAGUACAAGGUAUUGUACAUGUAAAUGUUGUUUACAAGAAGCAGGCUGUUGUUUUGCCAUUACAUAUUGUAUCUUAGAAAGGACCUACUUUGUUUGGUUGUGAGUGGUUAUUUGAGAUAAAGCUUGAUUGGCAUGAAGUGCAUAGUAUUAAAGGUCGAGAAUCUAUAGAUUUGUUAUUACAUAAAUUUGAGAGU
Amphimedon queenslandica is the source of this 1363-nucleotide messenger RNA. RefSeq lists its product as uncharacterized. The record is from RefSeq and is a predicted model, not a curated record. The coding region runs from base 415 to 1272 and encodes 285 amino acids. Lineage: Eukaryota; Metazoa; Porifera; Demospongiae; Haplosclerida; Niphatidae. Gene Ontology annotation, molecular function: zinc ion binding; nucleic acid binding. The transcript has a single exon.